This is a messenger RNA of Fragaria vesca subsp. vesca, 1212 nucleotides long. Its product is annotated as soluble inorganic pyrophosphatase 1, chloroplastic-like. Gene Ontology annotation, molecular function: inorganic diphosphate phosphatase activity; magnesium ion binding. Lineage: Eukaryota; Viridiplantae; Streptophyta; Magnoliopsida; Rosales; Rosaceae. Gene Ontology annotation, cellular component: cytoplasm. The transcript has 6 exons. The record is from RefSeq and is a predicted model, not a curated record. The coding region runs from base 89 to 976 and encodes 295 amino acids. Gene Ontology annotation, biological process: phosphate-containing compound metabolic process.
GAGCCUCCUACACUUCCGAAUCACACACUCCCACAGAGCCUUCUUCUCUCUUUCUCGCUCUAAAGCAAAGCAAAGCAAAGCAAAAGCCAUGGCCACCGUGAGAGUGCUCGCCGUCUCGAACAGCUCGUGCUUGCUGUCGAAGACGACGUCGUUCUUGGCGAAGCAGGGGCCGUACAGGAACAGUCUCUGCUUCACCAAAAGAGGAGGAGCGGCGCCGUCAUUGUCUCGGCGGUCCUUGACUUGCCGCGCUAUCUACAACCCCGAGGUCCAGAUCAAGGAGGAAGGCCUCCCUGAAACCCUUGACUACCGUGUCUUCUUCGUUGACCGCUCCGGCCAAAAGGUAUCACCUUGGCAUGACAUACCUCUGCGCACCGGGGAUGGUGCAUUCAACUUUGUUGUUGAAAUUCCGAAAGAAUCAAGUGCAAAGAUGGAGGUGGCUACUGAUGAGCCUAACACUCCCAUCAAGCAGGAUACAAAGAAAGGCAAACUUCGUUACUACCCCUACAAUAUAAAUUGGAAUUAUGGAUUGCUUCCACAAACAUGGGAAGACCCAUCCCUUGCCAACUCUGAAGUGGACGGAGCAUUUGGUGAUAACGAUCCAGUUGAUGUUGUUGAGAUUGGGGAAACUCGGAGAAAGGUUGGCGAGAUUCUCAAAGUCAAACCCUUGGCUGCUUUAGCCAUGAUUGAUGAAGGGGAACUUGACUGGAAAAUUGUGGCAAUUUCAUUGGAUGAUCCAAAAGCUUCUCUGGUUAAUGAUAUUGAUGAUGUCGAGAAGCAUUUCCCGGGGACUCUUACUGCAAUAAGAAACUGGUUUAGAGACUACAAGAUUCCUGAUGGAAAGCCUGCUAACAAGUUUGGUCUUGGAAACAAGCCAGCCAACAAGGAUUAUGCGCUUAAGGUCAUAACCGAAACCAACGAAUCAUGGGCUAAACUCGUCAAGAGAUCCAUUCCUGCUGGAGAACUGUCCCUUGUUUAGAUUCAGGUGUUAUUGUUCAUAGUCUCUUCGAUCCAUUUGAGAUUUUCCUUUGGUGAGCACACUGAGCAGUCAUGUUAUUUAUAUGAAUGUACAUCGAUUCCAAUUUUUUUCACCAUUGAGCUAAAAUAAUUCCCUGGACCCCUGGUGUCUGCAGUAUUAGGUCACAUGAUUGUAAUUAAAUAAAGAAUUUUGUUUCAGUAAUGGACUAAUGCAUGAAUCACUGUUUUGCAUUUGUC